This is a messenger RNA of Mustela lutreola (European mink), 2166 nucleotides long. RefSeq names its product transmembrane protein 109 (gene TMEM109). The coding region runs from base 169 to 900 and encodes 243 amino acids. The record is from RefSeq and is a predicted model, not a curated record. Gene Ontology annotation, biological process: intrinsic apoptotic signaling pathway in response to DNA damage by p53 class mediator; cellular response to gamma radiation. Lineage: Eukaryota; Metazoa; Chordata; Mammalia; Carnivora; Mustelidae. The transcript is spliced from 4 exons.
CAAGGCACAGGGUUUGGGCUGGGAGGGGGACCGGUUGGUCCCGGGCUCAUCCCGCUUUGCGCGUGCGCAGACGGUAAACCAACGCCCGGGAGUUGAGGCGCGGGUUUGGUGGCGCGUUUUAGCGAAGUCGCACGUGAAGGGCAGUAGUGGCCGGAGCCGGACCCAGCCAUGGCAGGCCCAGGCAGCAGUUCACCGUGGGGCAAGCAUGUGUUCAAAGUCAUCCUGAUGGUCCUAGUGGCCCUCGUCCUCCUCCACUCAGCAUCAUCCCAGUCCCAUGCAGACUUUGUGCCCCCAGGCCAGCAGAAGAAGGAGGCCCCAGUCGAUCUCUUGAGCCAGAUGGGCCGCUCUAUGCGGGGAACACUGGAUGCCUGGCUUGGGCCAGAGACCAUGCACCUGGUUUCCGAGACCUUGUCUCAGGUGAUGUGGGCCAUCUCCUCGGCCAUCUCAGUGGCCUUCUUCGCACUGUCCGGGAUCACUGCGCAGCUGCUGAAUGCCUUGGGACUGGAUGGAGACCACCUCACGCAGGGCCUGAAGCUCAGCCCCAGCCAGGUCCAGACGUUCCUGCUGUGGGGAGCAGGGGCCCUAGUCGUCUAUUGGCUUCUGUCCCUGCUCCUUGGCUUGGUGUUGGCCUUGCUGGGGCGGAUCCUGUGGGGCCUGAAGCUUGUCCUCUUCCUUGCCGGCUUUGUGGCCCUGGUGAGGUCUGUGCCCGACCCCUCCAGCCGGGCCUUGCUCCUUCUGGCCCUGCUGACCCUCUACGCCUUGCUGAGCCGGCUCACUGGCACCCGGGCCUCCGGGGCCCAGCUGGAGGCCAAGGUUCGGGGGCUGGAGCGGCAGGUGGAAGAGCUGCGCUGGCGGCAGAGGCGGGCGGCCAAGGGGCCCCGGAGUGUGGAGGAGGAGUGAGGAGGCCGCCGGACGAGGACACCUUCGUCAUACCAAAGAGCUGCACUGCUUCUGGAUCCCCUAGCACUCCUUCCGGCCCCCCGCCCCUUUCUUGCCCUGUCUCUGAACUGUCAGAGCCUUCAACCCUGCCCCAGACCCUUUGGCUGAGAAAGAAGAAGACCAUGCCCCAUGCUGGUCCGCAGGGGCCCUGUCUUGUGAGGUUGUCUGGGAUUGGUUGUCUUAACCCUUUCUCUGCUCCCUGCCUGCCUCAGUCAGGCCAGCUUGGAAGGGCCCCCCCUGUGGCUUGUGCAUCUGCUCUCAGUGGACAUCACUGCCAUGGGUCCUCCCGUGACUCAGCCGGCUCCCCUCUGCUGCCGCCUUGCCUUCCCCCUGAUGCUCUUGCUCUCCUGUCCUUCUGGAUCUCCUCCUCUGCCAAGUCCCCAGCUUCCUUCCUGUUUGUCUUCUUCUAGCCCAGCACUCCGCCCAAACCACUGCCCCUCAAGGCAUGUUCCUGUGCUCUUCAUUGCCUAGCCCUGGGGAAGAGGCAAGGCAUAUGGACCUGAGGGGAAGGGCUUGUGGGGGGUGGGGGGGUGGAGUUCCCCACCGGGGCUGGGAAUGAGGAUAUACACUGAGUUUCAUUAAGUGCCUUAAUCCGAGCCAGCAGGGCCCUCUGCUUGCCCGCUGCUGUACUGUAUGUAGGAAAGUGCACUGUGGCUGUUUUGUGUCAAGAAGAGAGUUGUCCCUCUCGGAACCUUGAUUCCCCUUGAGCCAGAGCCAAAGGUGACUGCUUCAUCGGCUUAUGGCUGCAAGUAGGACCCUGCAGUGGCCAUCAGAUCCCCUGUGGGGAUUUCAGAGACACUGAAGGAGGGAGGAGGAGCCUCUGGUCUGCGCCGCCGCUCAAGACAGUUCUCCACCCGUCUCCCUCCACUCACUGCCACUAAGGAACCGCUGGCCCCAGUGGCCCCAGGGGGAGUGCAGGGCAGACAAACCAGAGCUGCACACAUGGCCCCUUCCCCUCCCAAGCUCCAAGACAGAGCUGGGUGCCUGUCACCGGAGCCCUCUCCACCGGGGGUCUCAUUCUUCCUCUGGGGCUCUGGUGGAGGUGGGCAUCCUCUGCCAGGCCCAGCACAUCAUGUGAAGAAUGAGUUCAGUGCCCGGUUCUUACUGUCAAGGUUUGAUGUGGAAUCACAGCUGCAGUGAUGCGUAUUUUUAUCAGCGCUUGGUUGGUUUUAAAUAAAAUGCACGCUAUUUUAUUAUCUCGUUCCAUAUAAAAUGUAUUUACUCAAA